AUGAAGGCAAUCCAGAUCAAAGAGUUCAAUGCGCCCUACUCCGUAUCGGAAGUAGACAAGCCCAAACCCAAGCCUCACCAACUUCUGAUUCAGAUCAAGGCUGGCGGUUUCUGCCACACUGAUUGCAUGGCUCUCGCAGGAGAAUUUGGCUCCAAACUACCAUUUAUCGGAUCCCACGAACCAACUGGUGUUGUUGUAGAAGUUGGUUCUGAAGUUGAGGGUUUUACGGAAGGUGAUCGCGUGGGAUGUCUCAACUUUGAUAGCUGUUGCGGAAAAUGUCCGGACUGUAAGGCUGGAAAGCCUAUAUACUGUGACGCUCCUCUGAUGAAGGGACUCACUGCGGAUGGAGCUUGGGCAGAGUACAUGGUAUCGGACGCUCGCUUUGCAGUCAAGCUGCCUGAUGCACUCAAGUUUCCUACUGCGGCCUGUAUGAUGUGCGCAGGCGCAACCAUAUACGGCGGGAUCAAGAACGCCAAGGUUCCAGCUGGAGGCUCAAUUGGCAUCAUCGGCAUUGGUGGUUUGGGACAUAUCGGAACCCAACUAGCAAAAGCAAUGGGCUAUCAAGUAGCUGCUAUCGACGCCAAGCAAGACACCUUGGAUCUUGUGUCGUCCUACACCCUCAAGCCCGACGUUUGCAUUCUUGCGUCUGACCCUCUAGAAUAUUCCAUGAAGAAAAUCACAGACGUCGUCAAAAGUGAUUAUCCAGGACUUGAUGCUGUAAUUAUUGCAACAGACGCGCCCCCAGCAUUCGAUCUUGCCGCUCAACUUACGCGCAAACACGGCACGAUGGUCCUUCUAGGCCAGCCCGAAAAGGGCAUCACGCUAUCUUACCAAAACAUUAUUUUCCGGGAUAUAAAACUGGUAGGAUCUCUACUUGCUGAUCGUCCUGUGUUGGAAGAGCUCUUGAAACUGGUUGUGGAGCAUGAUAUCCAGGUCAAGAUAAAGGAAUGGAAGAUUGAAGAUGCUGAGAAGAUGAGGCAGGAAUACUUGACGGGCAAGAACAGCGGCAAGAAUGUGAUUGUAUUCUAG
This is a messenger RNA of Fusarium graminearum PH-1, 1029 nucleotides long. RefSeq lists its product as uncharacterized. Bases 1 to 1029 code for a protein of 342 amino acids. The transcript has 4 exons. NCBI's taxonomy places the organism in Eukaryota, Fungi, Ascomycota, Sordariomycetes, Hypocreales, Nectriaceae. The record is from RefSeq and is a predicted model, not a curated record. Gene Ontology annotation, molecular function: oxidoreductase activity.